Molecule: messenger RNA, 780 nt
Organism: Ogataea philodendri
Lineage: Eukaryota; Fungi; Ascomycota; Pichiomycetes; Pichiales; Pichiaceae
Exons: 1
Coding region: 1-780 (259 amino acids)
Biological process (GO): peroxisome fission; regulation of peroxisome size
Cellular component (GO): peroxisomal membrane
Source: RefSeq, a predicted model, not a curated record
AUGGUUUGCGAUUCUAUCACGUACCACCCAACACUUACAAGACUGAUCAACUUCUUGGAGACAAACAAUGGAAGGGAUAAACUGUUAAGGACGCUCCAAUAUUUGGCCAGAUUGGUUUCUUUCUAUCUUCUAAAGACCGGUUCUGGUGUCAAUAGCUACUAUCUGGCACGCAGAAUUCAGGAUCUUUUUGUGUUAAGUAGAAAGCCCUUGAGAGCUUUCAAACCUUUGAGACAUCUCAAAACAUUGUCAAUCACCCUGGAUAACGAAUUGGAAGACUCCUACACCAAAACCUUGGAAACCGUUAAACAGGCAGGAUACUCUCUUUACUACGGAUUCGACUCCAUCUACUGGCUCAAGCUACUAGGACUUUUGAAAAACAAAAACGGAAAGCUUGUGCGCAAGAUCGAACAGGUUUGCAGCUUCUUCUGGCUCAUAGCUCUUGUUUCUGGGCUGCUUCAGAACCUGCGUCAACUCAGAGUGUCAUACCAUAAAAAACAGGCUCUGCUUAAAGAGCUCACCUCUUCUGAGAACAAAGACCCAUUGGACGAGAAAGUCAACCUUGAAAAACAAAAGGAGACUCUUGAAACGCAAAACACGCUGCUGUCAAGAGCCAAGAGAGAAGCGUUUGUGCGCAUCCUGGACUCCAUUGUUGCUCUCAACAGUUUUGGCUCUGCCCGUAUCAACGACGGCGUUGCUGGCGGAGCAGGAAUCAUCACCAGUGUUCUCCAGUUACAAGAUCUAUGGAAAAACACCAACGUGAAAGAAACAACCGAAAUAUGA